AUGAGCGCGGCCGUGGAGGACGCCGUCUUGCCGUCCAUCGCCACCUUUGCCGGCUUAGUGCCGGUGGGUGAGAGGCCGCCCGAGAUGGUCCAGAGGCUGACGGCGCCUCACUUGGAGGCCAUCAAGAGGGAAGCCGAGGAGCUGGGCCACUUCGUGGACUUGGACUUCAUCUUGGCCCACACCACCACCCCCAGCAACGGGGGCCCGCCCGGCGGCGGCGGCGGCGGCGCGGCCCCCCACCCCAACUACCCCCUGCCCGAGACGCCCGAGAGCUGCGGCACCACCUACGACAGCGACGGCUCCAGCUACCCGCCCGCCGGCAAGUUCGCGGCGCCCUACGCGCCCAGCCCCGGCCACAGCUACAUGGCCGAGCUCUUCACGCCGGACCUGCAGCAGCAGCAGCAGCAGGCGUCGUCGUCGUCGUCGCGGCCCUGCGACCUCCAGCCGCGCGAGUACACCGAGCUGCGCGCCCCGGCCUUGGCCCACCACUCUCGGGCCCUGCCCCUCGAGCACCUGCGCGUCAAGCAGGAGCCCGUGGACGGCCACGCCUGCAUGCUGCGCGGGCCCCGCGACUGCCUGGGGCCCGCCCCCCUGGACCACAAGCCGCCCCUGGGCCAGCUCCACCCCCACCCCCAGCAGCAGCCCCAGCAGCUGGCCCACGGGCCCCUGGCCGCCUUCCCCGCCGAGCCGCUGGCCGACGUCCUGCACGCGCACCUGGGGGGCCCCCCGCCGGCCUUCGCGCGCCCGCCCCACCCCUUCCCGCCCCACUUCGGCGGCGGGCAGCUGCAGCCCCAGUUCCAUGGACACUUCAGCGUCUUCCGGGAGCCCCUGGGCGGCCCCCCCCACCAGGGCCUGCACGGCCUGCUGGUCACGCCGCCCAACUCGCCCGUCUUGGAUUACUACCCCCCCGGGGGGGGCCCCGAGGGCGGCGGCGGCAGUGGCAAGGCCAAGCGGGGCCGGCGCUCCUGGGCUCGCAAGCGCACCGCCACCCACAACUGCGAGUACCCGGGCUGCGGCAAGACCUACACCAAAAGCUCCCACCUCAAGGCCCACAUGCGGACGCACACCGGUGAGAAGCCUUAUCACUGUAACUGGGAAGGCUGUGGCUGGAAAUUUGCAAGAUCUGAUGAACUAACACGCCAUUACCGGAAACAUACCGGCCACCGGCCUUUCCAGUGCCAUCUCUGUGAGCGUGCCUUCUCCCGAUCAGAUCAUCUGGCUCUGCACAUGAAGAGGCAUAUGUGAAGCUUGGCUCGUUUCCAGAGUCACG
Euleptes europaea (tarantolino) is the source of this 1270-nucleotide messenger RNA. It is a transcript of the gene KLF18, whose product is annotated as KLF transcription factor 18. Gene Ontology annotation, molecular function: DNA-binding transcription factor activity, RNA polymerase II-specific; RNA polymerase II cis-regulatory region sequence-specific DNA binding. The transcript has 3 exons. Gene Ontology annotation, biological process: regulation of transcription by RNA polymerase II. The record is from RefSeq and is a predicted model, not a curated record. Lineage: Eukaryota; Metazoa; Chordata; Lepidosauria; Squamata; Sphaerodactylidae. Bases 1 to 1245 code for a protein of 414 amino acids.